GUGACGUCAUAUAAUUAGAGUAAAUACAAAGUAGACGAUGGUGCCAGAGGCGUGCUGUUUGUAAUACGGUGUGAUAAUUGUGAUUUUAAAAAUGGAUAAUAGUGCAGUUCAGCUGGUGGGAUCUCCUUGCGGUCAGCAUGGACCGUACACGUUUUACAAAGCGUUUAAAUACGUAAAAAAUGGAUUAAACCGAUUAGUGAAGUUAAGUGAGUUUUUCUUUGUAAAAUUGUGGACAGAUUCGGAUUUAGUGUGCAUUGGUGAAUUACAACUGUUAUGGAUUGAUAAAAACAGUGAGCAAGUGUUAUCGAGUUUGCGACUUUAUUUUUUGCCCGAAAAUACACCGGAAGGCCGGAUGGAUCACGGAGAGGUGAGUCGAUUAUACUGGAUUAAAUUGAAUGGAAAUGUUAUGUAA
This is a messenger RNA of Photinus pyralis (common eastern firefly), 412 nucleotides long. RefSeq names its product AT-rich interactive domain-containing protein 5B-like. The transcript is spliced from 3 exons. Lineage: Eukaryota; Metazoa; Arthropoda; Insecta; Coleoptera; Lampyridae. The coding region runs from base 92 to 412 and encodes 106 amino acids. The record is from RefSeq and is a predicted model, not a curated record.